Molecule: messenger RNA, 834 nt
Organism: Auxenochlorella protothecoides
Lineage: Eukaryota; Viridiplantae; Chlorophyta; Trebouxiophyceae; Chlorellales; Chlorellaceae
Product: GPN-loop GTPase 3-like protein
Exons: 8
Coding region: 1-834 (277 amino acids)
Molecular function (GO): GTPase activity
Source: RefSeq, a predicted model, not a curated record
AUGAAAUUCGCACAGCUCGUGAUAGGGCCCGCUGGGUGUGGCAAGUCCACCUACUGCGAGACCAUUAAAGCCCACUGCGACACCAUCGGCAGAUCUGUGCACGUCGUAAAUCUCGAUCCCGCUGCCGAGCAUUUUAACUACCCCGUGUCCAUCGAUGUGAGAGACCUCAUCACCCUAGAUGAUGUUGCAGAGGAGCUAGAUUUGGGGCCGAAUGGAGGCCUGCUGUACUGCAUGGAAUUCCUGGAGGAUAACCUCAGCGACUGGCUGGAGGAGGAGCUGCAGGGUUACGGCGAGGAUGACUACCUGCUGUUCGACUGCCCUGGCCAGAUCGAGCUGUACUCCCACGUCAGCGUCUUCAGGACCUUCACGGAGUUCCUGAAACGCGACGGCUGGAACAUCUGCGCGGUGUAUUGUAUGGACUCUCAGUUUGUAGCAGAGCCCCCCAAGUUCAUUGCCGGCUGCCUGUCGGCGCUCUCUGCCAUGGUCCAGCUGGAGCUGCCCCACGUGAACAUGCUGACUAAGGUCGACCUCGUUCAGGACAAGGAUUCACUGGAGUCCUACCUCUUCCCAGAUGCGCUGGAGCUGCGGCAUGCACUGGGCGAGAGCACUGGGCCCCGGUUCUCGGCCCUGAACGAUGUCAUCGUGAACCUGCUGGACGAGUUUGCCAUGGUCAGCUUCACCCCGCUCGACAUUGGGGAUGAGGAGUCCAUCGAGACGGCGCUCUUCCAGGUGGACUCUGCCAUCCAGUAUGGGGAGGACCAGGACGUGCGGCAGAAGGAGUACGGUGAUUUCCCCGACGAGGAGGCACCGGCGCACGAGGCCAUCGACUUCUAG